This is a messenger RNA of Saccostrea echinata, 1413 nucleotides long. RefSeq names its product trans-1,2-dihydrobenzene-1,2-diol dehydrogenase-like. NCBI's taxonomy places the organism in Eukaryota, Metazoa, Mollusca, Bivalvia, Ostreida, Ostreidae. Gene Ontology annotation, molecular function: nucleotide binding. The transcript is spliced from 8 exons. The record is from RefSeq and is a predicted model, not a curated record. Bases 16 to 1017 code for a protein of 333 amino acids.
AUACUGACAUUAAGCAUGGCUCUUCAUUGGGGAAUUUGUGGAGCGGGUACCAUCUCUAAUGACUUUGUUUCGGCACUCUUGGCUCCUCCAAGUAAUGUCCAUGAGGUUGUUUGCAUAGGGGCAAGAUCACUCGAAAGAGCACAACUUUUUGCAGACAAAUUUGGAAUAAAGACGGCAUAUGGAUCUUAUGAGGAGGUUGCCAAUGAUCCAGAUGUCGACAUUGUGUAUAUUGGUGUGAUACACAUUUACCAUGUGGCACUGUCCAAGCAGAUGUUAAGAGCUGGGAAGAAUGUUCUCUGUGAGAAACCAGUAGCAGCCAGUCUGUCUCAGAUUCUGGAGGUCCAGCAGGUGGCUAAAGAGUGCAAAAAGUUCUUCAUGGAGGCAGUAUGGACAAGAUGCUUUCCAGUUUACCGCAAAAUUAAAGAAGAGGUGCGGGCUGGAAAUUUGGGAGACAUCAAGCAUGUUCAAGCUCAGAUUUGUAUUCCACUUAGCCAAGUAAAUCGAAUCACAGACCCUGAAUUAGGAGGAGGGGGGUUAUAUGACAUUGGUGUUUACACAAUUCAGUUGGCCACCAUGAUUUUUAACAAUCAAACCCCAGAAAAAAUUACAGCUGAUGCAACACUGUCGGAUCAAGGAGUUGAUACAGAUGGAUGCAUUACAUUAACGUACAAGAAUGGUGGGCGAGCCGUGUUAGUUUAUAGCACAUUGUUUCAAGCAGGAAAGAACAACACAGCCACAAUAUAUGGUACCAAGGGAAAAAUAGAGAUAGGUGCAAAUUUCUGGUGUCCUUUGGAAGCCACUCUACCAUCUGGUAAAAUUAGCAAUGAAAUAGCCAAUGGUCCAGUUCCAUAUAAUUUUCCCUAUAGUGGUGGUCUGAGAUUUGAGGCGGACUGUGUCAAACGAUCUCUUGAAGCAGGGAGACUUGAAUGUAGUGAAGUGUCGUCUGCUGACAGUCAAGCUAUUUACCAAAUUGUUGAUGAAGUUGUGAAGCAGAUCGGCAUGAAUGCCAAAUGGUGAACAAUGCAUGCAUUUUAAAAAGGGUGAUUUCAGCAAGGCAUCAAAAAUUAUUCUACAUUAAUGGGAACCAGCUUUGUUAACCACAAACUACAUAGUGGACAGAUAAAUGCUAACGCGUGAUGCUUUGAGGCUUUUAUACACUAGAAAGUGUAAUAAUAUCUUAUCAGUUAAUUUCAUUUAACAUGGAUACCUCAUGUACAACAACUUACUUGAUUUGAUCUCUUUUUAAAUAUUUAUAUAAAGUUGAAUAUUUAAAACAUAUUUUGUAUGUAUAUAUUGUAGACAGGUUUAAAAUUGAUCAGGUCCGCUUGUUUGCUUCUAUUCCGCGUAACAUUAACAUCUGUAAUAAUUUCUAUGGAAAUCGUCUUAAUAAAAAAAACCCAGAAUAUUAAUACA